AUGACCAAAGACUCAGUGUUGUCCUCGAUCACCAACAAGAAACCGAUCAUUGCACUCGAUUGUGAUGGUGUUCUCCUCGAUCACCAUGCAGCUUUUGCUCAAAUCUACGAAAAAACAUUUGGAAAACAAUUAACUGUUGUUUCACCUAACUCUUUAUUUUCUGCUAAUAUGUACGGUGUUCAAUUUACACCAGAGGAAAAAUGUCAGUUCUAUGCAGUAUGGGAUGAUAUUGCAUGGCGAACAAUGCCUAUGCUUGAUGGAGCCCUCCAGGCGUGUCUCCUGUUGCAUCAAGUAGGCUAUGAACUUGUUUGUGUCACGGCUAUGCCACCAGCAUUUACUGAACAUCGUUUGGAGAACUUUCGCUUAUAUGGAUUUCCGAUCGAUCGAGUGAUCAGUACGGAUUACGACAGAAUAAAUCCGAGCAACAAUCCAAAAAAGCAAACUAUUGAAGAGCUACAUCCGGUGGUAUUUGUCGAUGACAAGAAGCGAAAUUUCAAAAAUAUCCAAGGUGUACAUACCAGAUUUGUCUAUAUCGAUCGCCAAUGCCACGAUGAUCCCGAAAAAAAUGAAAAUAUCUACUACGAUGUCAAAUAUCCAAGUCUUUUGGCUUUUGUCAAUGACUUUCUUCAAACCAAACAUGGACAAGAAAUUGCUUGGACCGAAAGACCCACUUCUCUUCUUCUAUCUACUUCGUAA
This is a messenger RNA of Didymodactylos carnosus, 696 nucleotides long. Lineage: Eukaryota; Metazoa; Rotifera; Eurotatoria; Philodinida; Philodinidae. The record is from the annotation of a GenBank genome assembly.